UCUAUUAUAUGAUAAUGACUGUUUUUUGCGUAUGACUCCACCCAUGAGUAUGAUGCAUAUGUGUAAAAAAUGUAAAUGUAAAUGUAAAAUUGUGCACAGUAUUUACAGCUCUUACACACCAUACAAAUAUGUUCCAAGGCUCUGUAAAUAAAACAAUUGGAAGACGAAAUAUGUAAGGUCACAAUUAUGAGGCCCCUAGUUUUCUGGGCCCUGAGCCCCAGGCCCGAAGGCCUGUCCCUUAAUACGGGCCUGACCUCACCUCCCCGAGACGAGCAUCCCCCUGAACAGUUUCCAAAUGUUGGCUAGCAUGCUACAAUACACUAAUUAAGUAACUAGCAUGUAUUUGUAUACAUCCCAUUUGAAUAUUAACAAUCAAUUUAUUUACUGUGGUUCAGCUUUGGUUGUUGUUACAGUGUAUGUAUUUCACUAGCCAAUUUAAACCAUCUUACCUAAAUUAAUUCCACCCCCUACUCUGAGUAAUUUACACAUACACAAAAACACAUUUAAUUUAUGUUUGAGGUCAAAUUGAGCUUAAAUUAACUAAAAACCACAAAUAAGAAUUUGCUUACCAAGACACUAGACUAGUCGUAGUGGGUCCCUCGCGUCACGAUUCAGUGUAAAAGCUUUGAAGCUUCUUCAUGAGAAAUAUGUUUUAUUUAUUUAUUUAUUUAUUUGUUUGUUUGUUUGUUUGUUUUAACGGUAUUCUUUAAUUUUUAAUACAAGGAGUCCGCCAUUCCAGAAUUCCAGAAUUCGGUUUUAAAAAAAAAAUAUGACCGUAAACUGAUUAUUUAAUUAAUUUGAAUUUAAUUGGACGAUUGGUUGAGUGCUGCAUCCUGAUUGGCGCUGCUGAGCGGCUGACAGGUUAGCUGUCUGCCUAGUCUCGCUCGCUGACCGUUACCCGCCCGCACAAUGGAGUCUCCGGCUGAGAAGCACGCAGUUGUUACGCAAGAGCGGGAAAACAAGACUGAGGACAAGCAAGUGAUAAAGAAGAAAAAAGGUGCUUUGAGAGUGUUCUUCAUCCAGCUGUCGCACUUUGGUCCUCUGAAAUUUGUGGAGAGUGUGCUGCGUAAUCUGUCGUGGCUGGUGGGUCUCUCAUGUCCGGUGGAGGAUCUGGGCACAGCCGAAGCCCACACGCCAGCCCUCAUUCGGCACUGUCGCACCGGGAAGAAGCGGCUGCACAGAGUCACGCGUGUGCUGCUUUCCUACAUCCCCUACCGGCUACAGAGUACGCUCGGCUACCCUGUCCCCAGCAGCAUCGGCAAGACUGCUGUCUCGGAAGAAGUGCGCUGCUCCCCCACCAAGCCCUCUGGGAAGGGUAACAAGCGUAAACAGGAAGAUGUGGAUGAGGAGGAGCACCAGUCCUGGGUAGAGGCCCUGAACCAGGAGUUGGGGGAUGAGGACAGCGAAGGGGAUCCCACUUACGCGCCGAGUAGCAACGGUGAGAGUGACAGCGAGGAGAACAGGACUCGCAAUGACACGGAGAGUGACAUAGAGGAGGUGGCAGAAGAGGGCAAAGCCAUUAUCAAAGAGUUGGACGCAGCUAAGAAGGUGUCCACUGAGGGUGGUUCUGCUGGGAUACAGAACAGAGAGCACUCAAAGCAGCAAUCGUGAUCAGGCGCAGCAAAUUACAUUUCUAUAGCUCUCCUUUUAUUUAAGUACGUUGUCAUGAGAAAUUACAGACUAAAAUCCCAGACUGGCACUUUUAUUUUGAAUGUUAGAUGUGGGAAUAGUGUGUUUUUAUAUAAUGCUGAAAAAGAGGGCCCUUCAGCCCUCCAUGGGGAUGUAACUGGCCUACUUUUAUUGGUUCUGACAACAUUCCAAAAGCACCCCCCCAACUUAAAUUUAAUUGUUUCUUCUCCCCAGAUUAUAGAUGUGCCUGACUGACUCCAUGUCCCCAGUUCUGUUGCAUCCUUUCUGUUGUGCCUUGAAUUUUGAUGAAGUUUUC
Molecule: messenger RNA, 1945 nt
Organism: Polyodon spathula (Mississippi paddlefish)
Lineage: Eukaryota; Metazoa; Chordata; Actinopteri; Acipenseriformes; Polyodontidae
Exons: 6
Coding region: 910-1611 (233 amino acids)
Source: RefSeq, a predicted model, not a curated record